Molecule: messenger RNA, 996 nt
Organism: Mercenaria mercenaria
Lineage: Eukaryota; Metazoa; Mollusca; Bivalvia; Venerida; Veneridae
Product: protein zer-1 homolog
Exons: 6
Coding region: 133-600 (155 amino acids)
Source: RefSeq, a predicted model, not a curated record
UUGUUUGUACAGAAUGAAGGGCUGCAGGUAUCCAGGACCUGUAUUGACAAAUAUUCUGACAAACCCCUCUGGGUAGUGAUUACCGCCACUUUGGUUAAUGUAUCUGAAAAUCCUGGUUUGAUAACUUGGCUGAUGGCUUCGGACAUGAUAUCAAUGUUUAAGAAGCUGUUGUCAUAUGAAAAUGAGGAAGACUUUGGUGUAAGUUUUAAAGCUGCUGAUUUUCUCAUCAUACUGGCUUCAUAUGGUCCCGAGGCAUGGACGGUGGUGAAACCGUCUAGAGAUGAAAUAUUAGAGAAAAUAGACCAAGUAAUGCACAAAUGGGAUAUUAAUAAACCUAUAGGCAGAAAAAUCAGGUGGUCAUUGCCUACAGUUUUGUCACACCUAGACAGUUACAGCACUCCAGUUGUACAAUAUUGGGCAGCUUGGCUCAUAUGUAAUUCGGUCAUUGUUUCACCUAAGCGUUCUUGUGAAAAGUUAGAAUCUCGAGAUGGAUUGGUAAAGAUUGACAGAAUGAUACAACAUGGAGGACUCCGAGAUGACAUUGUGAUUCUCCUAGAAAAGAUCAGAACAUUUACCGUGGAAUACAAAGAGCAACGAUGAGGAAAUAUACAUGCAACACAAACGGAAAAUAAAAAAAAAUGAGAGCAACAAAUGAGGAAAUAUACAAACAGUUAUGAACAGUUGAGGAAAAAUAAAAACAGAUAAAAUGGAGUACAGGGAGAGAGAAUUAGGAAAAAUACAAACAGCACAAUGAGGAAUACACAGAGUUAAGAACAAUACUGUAAAAUCUGGUAAAUAAGCGUAUACGCUUAUAAUAAUUUUAGUGACACUUUUAUGUGCCUAUUUUUGAUAUGCGCUUAUACUUAAGCCAACACUAUGCGCUUAUUUUUGAUAUGCGCUUAUAGACAAGCCAUGCGCGCCUAUUUUUGAUAUAUCAGGAAUAUUGAAAGUGCUUACCUUGGUUGAAAAAAAACGAAAAUAAAACAUGGUCAUGGA